Molecule: messenger RNA, 1495 nt
Organism: Melitaea cinxia (Glanville fritillary)
Lineage: Eukaryota; Metazoa; Arthropoda; Insecta; Lepidoptera; Nymphalidae
Exons: 2
Source: RefSeq, a predicted model, not a curated record
AUGAAGCCAGAUUGUUUGCCGUCAAAAUUUCAGUGUCAACCAGACAGAAUAAAACGUACUGCACCUCCACAGCCUCGAUCAGCUGUAAUCAAAAGACGACGUAUGGACGUGAUGCAAGAAAUAUUUACUAAGGAAACUGAAAUACCAUCAAUAUCAGGCAUGACGAGCAAUUGCGAUUUUCUUUCUGCUGCCACAAAGGAUGACUGCAGUAAUUUUCAAGAUCAGGCAACACAAGUAUGUCCUGAAACAACUGAUAAAUUAAUCCAAGCAUGUUUGUCUGCAAAGAUUAGAAGCAAGUUUGUACAAACUUCUAAUCAAGCUAAGGAUAAGAAUACUUCCCCUUUAAAGCCUGAUAUCAUGAGCACUGCAACAUCACCUUUUAAAAUAAAGUCUCAAGUUAAAUCUGCAAGCAAUACAAACGUCAGGAGAAAAUUACUGCUGAGUGAAAAGUUAGAAGUGUCAUCAUCAAACAGUUCAUCGCCAUCAAAAUAUUUACAAUCGAAUACUGACACUUCACCGUCGGUUCAGUCCUCACUUAUAAUGACAGCAACUAGCAGUGACCAAGAAACUCAAAGUGAAUUAUUGGAAUUAAAAAGGAAAGUUGAAAUAGAAAAUCUAUGCCGUGUGUCUAUUGAAAAUACUAUAAGAUUAAUUAAGAAUAAUCCACGAUAUUAUAUAGGAAUUUCGAAGGAUUGUUAUUUUUUAAUUGACAUUAUAUUAAAACAUACAAAGCUUCCUGAAGAACACAUAUUAUAAUGUUUGAAAAAAAUUAGAUUAAAUACACCAUUUUCUGAGCUUGGAGAUCAAUUUAGUAUGUCUCUAUCUUAUGCAAGUAAAAUUUUCAUGAAAUCUGUAGUUCUUAUUGCAAGUGUAUUACAUUCAUUUAUAAUUAAACCAAAUAAAAGGUCAGUAAAACGAAAUUUACCAAUGGCGUUUAGACAUAAAUACCAUAAUGUUUACUGCAUUAUUGACUGUUUUGAAAUUGAAAUACAGAAACCAUCAAAAUCUGUAGAGCAGGCUUUAACAUGGUCAGAAUAUAAGAAAGCAAACACUGCCAAAUACUUGAUCAGUAGUACCCCUGAUGGUAUUAUCAAUUAUAUUUCACCUGGAUACAGUGGCAGAAUAACUGAUGUUUUAUUAGUACAGAACUGCAGCUUUUUAGAUUGUUUAGAACCAGGUAUGUCUAUACUUGCAGAUAGAGGAUUUAAACAUAUAGAAGAACAUUUACUGCAAAAAGGAAUUCAUUUAGAAAGACCUCCAAGUGUUUCAUCUAAUUGUAAAUUAUCAAAACAGGAGGUAAUUAAAACAAAACAAAUAGCGAGUUUAAGGAUUCAUAUUGAGAGAAUUAUAAGACGUUUGCGAGAAUUCUCUAUGUUAAAACCUCAUUCUUUAAUUAAUAUGAAAUUAUUGAAAUAUUUGGACGAAUGUGUUGUUAUUGCAUCUGCAUUGAUUAACCUACAGGAUAGUAUAAUUAAAAAUAAAUGAUUUUCAAAAA